Messenger RNA from Coregonus sp. 'balchen', 8168 nucleotides. NCBI's taxonomy places the organism in Eukaryota, Metazoa, Chordata, Actinopteri, Salmoniformes, Salmonidae. The record is from the annotation of a GenBank genome assembly.
AUGGCUGUGAGGCUUCGGGUUCGGAGGCUUCGAAGUAAAAAAUUCGGCACCAUUUCUCGGAUCACACACUUUUCAGUUUGAGCUAAAGGGCUAACGUUUUGAGUUAUUGCACUUUUUAUGUUUUUGGUAGAAAUAUAAAGAUUCUGUCCUGGGCUGCCUGUGAUCUGGGUUUAGAUCUGGUUUGUUCUGGUGUGGUUUGUUGAGUGUGUUGUUUACAGUAAAGGCCUAUACUUUCUGCAGUUUAACAAACUUCAAAUAAAACUGCUAGAAAUGAAUGGGCCUGUCAUCGGAGGUUACAUACGAGCUGGGCUGUGGUCGUGUGUUAUGACGGACAUACACACACACACACACACACUCCUCCCAGUCCCUAGAAAGAAUACAUAGUUAUAAGGCUAUGGUUGCGACUGGAGAACAAAUUAUGAUGUGGGGGAUAAGGAAGCGUUUUACGACAGUGACAAACGAUAGCUGGUCUGUUUUAAUAGGGUGGUUUGUUUGUGUACCGGCAUGGUGGGGCUGAUAGGUCCAACUUUGAAGGGGUUGUCGGGUUCUGCACGGUUCAAAGGUUUUAUUAACAGCUAAAUACGUCUGCCCAGUUUUUGACUGAAAUUUCUCUAUUGCUCUACAGUGAAUGAAAUAGUCGUUUUUUGGUACUGGUUUGUAUGCACACUAAUGUGCACUAAUAAAUAUCAAAUACUGACAUUUGUAAUUUCUACAGUACAUUUAAUCUCUUUAUUGGCCAGUACACUACUGGUCUGGAUAAUAUUCUGAAAUAUUUCAUACGGGGUUUAGAGUUUAUAUUUAUUACUGUUGGAAAUAAAACAGUUUUGCGCAAUAUACUAAAUCCUCCUGAAUAACUCUUGGAUAUGAAGAAUAGGGCUCUACCAAUGGUUAUGUAUUACAGUGUGUGUGUGUGUGUUAAUGUCCAUGUUGUCUCUCUGUCUCCAGGUAUGCUGCUGGUGACUGCAGACACCCUGGGCCAUGACUUCCAUGUGUUCCAGGUCCUUACACACCCCUGGGCCUCCAACCAGUCUGCUGUCCACCACCUCUACACACUGCACCGCGGCGAGACUGAGGCCAAGGUAAUACACACACCUACAGUGGCUUGCGAAAGUAUUCACCCCCUUGGCAUUUUUCCUAUUUUGUUGCCUUACAACCUGGAAUUAAAAUAGAUUUUUUGGGGGUUUGUAUCAUUUGAUUUACACAACAUGCCUACCACUUUGAAGAUGCAACAUAUUUUUUAUUGUGAUACAAACAAGAAAUAAGACCAAAAAAAACAGAGAACUUGAGCAUGCAUAAGUAUUCUUGGGGUCAGUGGGGAAAAAAAGUAUUUAGUCAGCCACCAAUUGUGCAAGUUCUCCCACUUAAAAAGAUGAGAGGCCUGUAAUUUUCAUCAUAGGUACACGUCAACUAUGACAGACAAAUUGAGAAAAAAAAUUCCAGAAAAUCACAUUGUAGGAUUUUUAAUGAAUUUAUUUGCAAAUUAUGGUGGAAAAUAAGUAUUUGGUCACCUACAAACAAGCAAGAUUUCUGGCUCUCACAGACCUGUAACUUCUUCUUUAAGAGGCUCCUCUGUCCUCCACUCGUUACCUGUAUUAAUGGCACCUGUUUGAACUUGUUAUCAGUAUAAAAGACACCUGUCCACAACCUCAAACAGUCACACUCCAAACUCCACUAUGGCCAAGACCAAAGAGCUGUCAAAGGACACCAGAAACAAAAUUGUAGACCUGCACCAGGCUGGGAAGACUGAAUCUGCAAUAGGUAAGCAGCUUGGUUUGAAGAAAUCAACUGUGGGAGCAAUUAUUAGGAAAUGGAAGACAUACAAGACCACUGAUAAUCUCCCUCGAUCUGGGGCUCCACGCAAGAUCUCACCCCGUGGGGUCAAAAUGAUCACAAGAACGGUGAGCAAAAAUCCCAGAAGCACACGGGGGGACCUAGUGAAUGACCUGCAGAGAGCUGGGACCAAAGUAACAAAGCUUACCAUCAGUAACACACUACGCCGCCAGGGUCUCAAAUCCUGCAGUGCCAGACGUGUCCCCCUGCUUAAGCCAGUACAUGUCCAGGCCCGUCUGAAGUUUGCUAGAGUGCAUUUGGAUGAUCCAGAAGAGGAUUGGGAGAAUGUCAUAUGGUCAGAUGAAACCAAAAUAGAACUUUUUGGUAAAAACUCAACUCGUCGUGUUUGGAGGACAAAGAAUGCUGAGUUGCAUCCAAAGAACACCAUACCUACUGUGAAGCAUGGGGGUGGAAACAUCAUGCUUUGGGGCUGUUUUUCUGCAAAGGGACCAGGACGACUGAUCCGUGUAAAGGAAAGAAUGAAUGGGGCCAUGUAUCGUGAGAUUUUGAGUGAAAACCUCCUUCCAUCAGCAAGGGCAUUGAAGAUGAAACGUGGCUGGGUCUUUCAGCAUGACAAUGAUCCCAAACACACCGCCCGGGCAACGAAGGAGUGGCUUCGUAAGAAGCAUUUCAAGGUCCUGGAGUGGCCUAGCCAGUCUCCAGAUCUCAACCCCAUAGAAAAUCUUUGGAGGGAGUUGAAAGUCUGUGUUGCCCAGCGACAGCCCCAAAACAUCACUGCUCUAGAGGAGAUCUGCAUGAAGGAAUGGGCCAAAAUACCAGCAACAGUGUGUGAAAACCUUGUGAAGACUUACAGAAAGCGUUUGACCUGUGUCAUUGCCAACAAAGGGUAUAUAACAAAGUAUUGAGAAACUUUUGUUAUUGACCAAAUACUUAUUUUCCACCAUAAUUUGCAAAUAAAUUCAUUAAAAAUCCUACAAUGUGAUUUUCUGGAUUUUACUCUUCUCAUUUUGUCUGUCAUAGUUGACGUGUACCUAUGAUGAAAAUUACAGGCCUCUCAUCUUUUUAAGUGGGAGAACUUGCACAAUUGGUGGCUGACUAAAUACUUUUUUCCCCCACUGUAUGUCUUUAUAAACUUUGCCCAUUCUUCAAGGCAAAACUGCUCCAGCUCCUUCAAGUUGGAUGGGUUCCGCUGGUGUACAGCAAUCUUUAAGUCAUGCCACAGAUUCUCAAUUGGAUUGAGGUCUGGGUUUUGACUAGGCCAUUCCAAGACAUUUAAAUGUUUCCCCUUAAACUACUCGAGUGUUGCUUUAGCAGUAUGCUUAGGGUCAUUGUCCUGCUGGAAGGUGAACCUCCCUCCCAGUCUCAAAUCUCUGGAAGACUGAAACAGGUUUCCCUCAAGAAUUUCCCUGUAUUUAGGAUCAUCCAUCAUUCCUUCAUUUCUGACCAGUUUCCCAGUCCCUGCCAAUGAAAAACAACCCCACAGCAUGAUGCUGCCACCAUGCUUCACUGUGGGGAUGGUGUUCUCGGGGUGAUGAGAGGUGUUGGGUUUGCGCCAGACAUAACGUUUUCCUUGAUGGCCAGAAAGCUCAAUUUUAGUCUCAUCUGACCAGAGUACCUUCUUCCAUAUGUUUGGGGAGUCUCCCACAUGGCUUUUGGCGAACACCAAACAUGUUUGCUUAUUUUUUUCUUUAACCAAUGGCUUUUUUCUGGCCACUCUUCCAUAAAGCCCAGCUCUGUGGAGUGUAUGGCUUAAAGUGGUCCUAUAGACAGAUACUCCAAUCUCCGCUGUGGAGCUUUGCAACUCCUUCAGGGUUAUCUUUGGUCUCUUUGUUGCUUCUCUGAUUAAUGCUCUCCUUGCCUGGUCCGUGAGUUUUGGUGGGCGGCUCUCUCUUGGCAGGUUUGUUGUGGUGCCAUAUUCUUUCAAAUUUUUAAAUAAUGGAUUUAAUGGUGCUCCGUGGGAUGUUCAAAGUUUCAGAUAUUUUUUUAUAACCCAACCCUGAUCUGUACUUCUCCACAACAUUGUCCCUGACCUCUUUGCAGAGCUCCUUGGUCUUCAUGGUGCCGCUUGCUUCGUGGUGCCCCUUGCUUAGAUGCAUCGCAGACUCUGGGGCCUUUCAGAACAGGUGUAUAUAUACUCAGAAUUUGUGACAGAUCAUGUGAAAGUUAGAUUUCACACAGGUGGACUUUAUUUAACUAAUUAUGUGACUUCUGAAGGUAAUUGGUUGCACCAGAUCUUAUUUAGGGGCUUCAUAGCAAAGGGGGUGAAUGCAUAUGCACGCACCACUUUUCCGUUAUUUAUUUUUUAGAAUAUUUAGAAAUUCAUUUCACUUCACCAAUUUGGACUAUUUUGUGUAUGUCUAUUACAUGAAAUCCAAAUAAAAAUCAAUUUAAAUUACAGGUUGUAAUGCAACAAAAUAGGAAAAACUCCAAGGGGGAUGAAUACUUUUGCAAGGCACUCCUGAGUGGCGCAGCGGUCUAAGGCACUGCAUCUCAGUGCUUGAGGCGUCACUACAGACCCCCUGGUUCGAUUCCAGGCUGUAUCACAACUGGCCGUGAUUGGGUGUCCCAUAGGGCAGCGCACAAUUGGCCCAGCGUUGUCCAGGUUUGGCUGGUGUAGGCCAUCAUUGUAAAUAAGAAUUUGUUCUUAACUGACUUGCCUAGUUAAAUAAAGGUUAAAUAAAAAUAAAAUAUACACACCUAAUAUUCAUCAUACACUCACUGACACUUCUGAAAUCAUUUGAUAUAGGCCUACUUAUCGCCUGUAAAUAAUCCACAUUUUAGUAAUUCAGCACUGAGGUGGUUUCUGAACAGGGCCACCCAUAGCUGUUUACUGAGUGCGCUCUGGCCGUAGCAUUUAAACCAAGCCUUUGAUCUGCUGGAGUGUAUGUUUGCCUGUGUUGUGUCUAAACACUGUCAGAUAGACAACACUGGGCUUCAUCUGACUGUACAGUGAAAGGAAGAGUAGUUGGAUGGCUCUGAUCAGACACAGUUCUGUAGCAUGGCCUCACAGGUUCAAGUAGUACAUGGGGAAAACGUGUGCUUGUGUGUGACCACUAAAGCUUAAAUGUAAUUUCCUCAUUACAUUGUUAGGAAGGGUAAAACACUAUUCGGCUGGAUGAUGUGAGUUGAGUGUUUGUGUGUGUGCGUGUGAGGGGAUAAUAACCCAAACAGGGUGGGGUGUGACCCAGGGAGCUCUGUAAUUGAUGUGAAGGAUGAUUUAGAAAUAAGCAAGGCCUCAUUGCCUCUCACUUGACUGCAGUACCAGAUUCCUCACAGCUGUGGAAUCACAGCCUUCCAGCCAAUCAAUUCAUCGCCGUCCAAAGCAAACACAUUUUCAAAAGCUGAGACAAUUUGUAAGACAAAUAGGGCAUGGCGAGUUUCAAACAACAUUCACUAUGGCUCAUUCAAUAAAAAAGGCUGCUGCAUGUUUUCUUCUUGUCCCUAGCUAACAGCGCUCUCUCGCAAUCUCACUCCCUCUCUGUCUCUCUCUCGGUCUCUCCCUCGCUGUCUCCCUUGCUGUCUCCCUUGCCGUCUCCCUCGCGGUCUCCCUUGCUGUCUCCCUCACUGUCUCCCUCGCUGUCUCCCUCGCUGUCUCCCUCGCUGUCUCCCUCGCUGUCUCCCUCGCUGUCUCCCUCGCUGUCUCCCUCGCUGUCUCCAUCUCUGUCUCUCUCUAGUGAAAAUCUAAUAUUGUGAGUUGUUAGGAGGAGGGACGACCCCCUUUCCUCCCCUCUUCCCCGGCUAAUCACAUUGUGAGGCUGUGCAGAGCCUCCUUUGAGGAAUGACCACCAUUAAAGCACUCCCUCUGAAGUUGUGGCUCACGCUGCUGCUGCCGCUUUAUGUCAGAUGAGGCCUUGCUUAUGGAGCACACACACUCAGUCACUCGCACGCAUGCAUGUACACACACACACACACACACACACACAGCCUCAGUGGCUUGUAAGGAGAUUUAUCGGACCCAAGUCAAGGGACGCAGCAUCCUGUAUUCUCCCUCUACAGCAUGCAGGCCUGUUAUAUAGAAUCACAGUUUAUGCAGCACUUCUGUCAAUCCAAGUUGUAGGUUUAGUCCCCCGAGGUAAAAGUUACCCUAGUGUGUUCUCUCCUAUCGGGCCAACACAGGUGCUCAGUGGAGUUUGGAGGCUAAACUAUUUAAUAUGUACGUCUAUUGGUUUGUAGGAUACUUGUAUUUCUGUUGGUAUUUUUGACCCAUUUAGUCUGUUUAUAUGGAUAUUUCUUCUCUUAUUAAUGAACUCUCAAUUGUUUAGCUUAGCAGCCGUUCCGGGACAAAAAUUGUAUUUUUAGUUGGCAACUUGCGAUGUUCUAUUUGCUUUGGCAGAACUAAUAUUUAUCUGUGGAGCGCUUGAACCCUAGCUGCCGGUCCCACUAGUGUCAUGUUUGGACCAGAGCACUGAUCUAGGCUUUGCUUCGACCUUGUGCACACACACACACACACACACUUACACAUCCACGCAAACUCCUCCACGGACACACACACACACACACAUGAUUGUAAUGGGCUGGUUAAUGUGUGACUUAUAACGGCAGGUCCUGCUGCCUGGCGGUGUGUUACUAGCUUUGAUCCUGCUGUUGUAAACACUGUAGAGACUACAGCAGAGAGAGAGAGAGCAGGCUGUAGGGCACAGAGGUUAUCUCCUACACAGCAUACAAGGCCGGAAGUGCAAAUGGUGCUGUAGCAAGGUGGGUGGACACAGCUCUUAUCUGGCUGGACUGACUGGGCUGGGCUCGCUCCGACUCACCAAACACGCUCCAAACACACACACACACUCCCAACACUGACCCAGAGUCAGCCCAGGUAAACAGGCAUGGCUCUGAUAGCGAUAGGAGGGUUUCUCAGUAAUAGGGCCCUAGGUGGUUUGAAACCAGUUUAAACUGGAGUGCACUCAGUGACCAGGCAGGUCAGGGUGUUUUGUCUUGGUCGGUUUUCUUCUUGCUCUGGGUGUUUUUUGCACCCUUUUCUACCUCUUUUUUGGUAUUUUUCCUUAUACCUUUUCUUUUGACUUCUACUCUCUCUCUCUCUCUCUCUCUCUCAGGAAUCCUGUCAUUCCAUUGUAGUUUCUGCUAAGUGACAGUAUCUCUAAUCUAACUUAUCAGUGUUACUGAUAGAGACCGAGACACUUUGAACACUUCUAUGUCUGUCUGUGUGUGACAUCGUCUCUACUGUGUCUCCUCUAUACCACAACAUGUCUGCUCAUCUCACCCAUACACACACUUCUGUUCUAAAUGUUCUGGGUCAGAUCUCAGUCUGAUUAAGUGAGAGACUUCACCCAACUUCUGCUAUUGUUGGAUAGGUUGUAUCCUACAAAAUAUGGGGAGAGGACAAUGUUAUCAUGAUCAAGAAUGUACCCCUUCCCCAUAUUGGCUUUAAUCACGGCUAGGCAGAGCUCAGGUGAAACUACCCCUCCCAUCCUUAUCUGUGUAUAGAAACUGGUAUGUGUCUGGUAUGUGAAGGAUGCCCCAUUAACUGUAAAUGCUGAGGACAAUUACCCAGCCAACCUGUGCCAUGGUCACAGAUGAAACACACAGACACAGCUAGACAGAUCUCACAGCGGAAGAGAUAAACCCUCUCUUUUUCUGAUGAAUACUGUUGACUCUCUUUUACACUUUCUGUCUGUCCGUCUCUCUCUGUGUCUCUCUCUGUAGCAUGUCUGACAUGGUUGUGUAGAUGCUAUCUGUUGGAGUUUGCUCUGAGCUGACUGUGUGUGUGGCUCUAGAGGCCACAGACUGAGCGAAAUACCUUCAUUGUCUUCUGCAGACAGACUGUUGGGCUGUCUUUACCAAAUACUUAAAAAUACAUUCCCACCAAACCCUCAACAACUCUCCAGAUACCUCCUUUCAACUGGUCAUCUUAUAUUCUCUAUUCAGUGAGAACGUUAAGAACAUUGGUUUGAUUUUGCUGUAAGGUCAACUACUUAUACAUUGUGUUACUGUCAACGUAUGACAAGCUGAUCAGCUUUCUCUCUCUGUCUCUCCCUCUGUGUCCCCUUCCCCAGGUCCAGGACAUCUGUUUCAGCCAGGACAGUCGCUGGGUGGUGAUCAGCACGCUGCGUGGCACCUCCCACGUCUUUCCCAUUAACCCCUACGGUGGCGCGCCCUGCGCCCGCACACACAUGUCCCCCCGCGUGGUCAACCGCAUGUCCCGCUUCCAGAAGAGUGCAGGGCUGGAGGAGAUAGAGAAUGAACUGAACAGCAAGCAGGCUGGAGGAGGGAGGUGCAGCCCCAUCCCCGGGCUCUCCAGCAGCCCCUCGGGGUCCCCACUACACGGUAAGGAUAGAGGACACACACUCGUGCACACACACACGCACACGCACCCUGCACAGAGCAACAUCUCACUCAUCCUCUUACUAUUGUGCAGUACAUAA